This is a messenger RNA of Naegleria fowleri, 1059 nucleotides long. RefSeq lists its product as uncharacterized. The record is from RefSeq and is a predicted model, not a curated record. Gene Ontology annotation, molecular function: RNA binding. The transcript has 3 exons. Lineage: Eukaryota; Heterolobosea; Eutetramitea; Acrasida; Naegleriidae. The coding region runs from base 1 to 1059 and encodes 352 amino acids.
AUGCCCUCAGACGGUCAUCCAACAUCUCCAAGCCAAUACCAUCAUCCCCAAGAUGCAAGAUUGGACAUGGAGCAAAACACUCGGCCUCUUUCACCAAGAGGAUAUGGAGGAGAACAAUCACCACCAUAUCAUCAAAGGGAACCACCAAUGGAAGGAAAUUCAGAGUUUCAAAAUAGACCUCCGCCAAGUGCGGAAGCAUUGGAACAAGCUAGAAAGGAAACUAAAACACUAUGGCUUGGAGGAAUUCCCUUUCACUACAAUGAUGCUGACUUGAAGAGAGUAUUUGAUCGUUUUGGAGAAGUUGCGGAUGUAAAGGUUGGAUAUUCUGGAGGACAACCAUUAGGUUAUUGUUUUAUUACUUUUCAAACAAGAGAAAGUACGGAGAAGGCCUUUGAAGCCGUUAAAGCAGGAUUUAUUGGAGAUCAACCCCCACAAGAGGGUUUAUCGUGGAGAGUGGAUUAUGACAUUGGAAAGGAAAAAAAGAAGGAGUUAGGAAUACCACCAAGUAAAGGAGGAAUGAAAGGAAGAUAUAGAGGACGUGGAUUUCAUAAUAAUGUUGUUGGAAGAAGAUUUGAUGGUCCACCACCAAUGAGGAGAGGAGGAUAUCGUGGCGGAGGAGUGUAUCAUGGUGGACCACCUCAUGGAGGAUAUGAACGAAGAUCACCUCCAUACAAUCCUCUACCAUAUGGAAUGGUGCCUCCAUUAGAUAAUGGCCCACCUCCAGCAAAUUAUCAUCCUCCACAUCAUGAGCCACCACAUCAUUAUCCUCCUCCUUCACAUCAUUAUCCUUAUAAUGGAAGAGAAAGACCAUACUAUGGAAGUGGCGUGUCACAUCGAUACGAACCAUAUGGAAGAGGACCUCCACCACAUCAUUACAGAGGAGGAUAUAGAGGAGGAAGAAAUUUUAGUCCACCACAUCAACAAGAAAAUAGAUUGGAUCAUUCAUCAAGUCCUCCAAUUAAUUAUUCUGGAGGUGAUAGAGGAGGAGACGGAGGAAAUAUGGAACCAAGAAGGAGACCUGAUGUGGGUCAACAACACCCACCUCCAAAUAAUUGGUAA